AUGGGAGGUAAAAUAAUUGGAACUAAUCCACCACAACAACGUAAACCUAGGCCACCUCCAACAACUGACUCGACGAAACCAUCAAGACCACCAGCAACCUCAAUAAUACCGCCAGAGCUAUUUAUCACGAUAUGUGAACCACUUACACCCGAUGAUUUAUUUUCAUUGUCGCAAGUUUCUCGUUACUUUAGGAAUUUAUUAUGCUCUACAAAUUCAUCAGCCACGCAAUCCAUAUGGCGAAAGUCAAGGUUGACCUUCUUAUCAUAUCCCUCCUUACCUCCACCACCACCUCCACCUCACGGUUCGGCCUGUCCUGAUGACAUGGAUGAGAGAACUUACAUUCUAAUGACAAACAUAGCUAUAAGAUGUCAAUUUUGUCGUGAUCGUAAAAAGCCAUCUCAAAUCUUUUGGUCAUUUCAAGUUCGAUGUUGUGAUGAUUGUUUUCACCAACACACCAUCAGUGAAUAUAAUUUAAUAAAGAAUUAUAACAUGGCAAAGGAUGCAUUAUGUGGACUUCCAUACACAUCACCUUGUGAUUACAAAAUAUAUUGGAAGGAUCAUAUACCGACAGCGCAAUCGGAUUAUUCGUUAGCAUUGGAAUCCGAUUUAUUAUCGGUUUGGAUGAUGCAACAAAAAGCAAAGUUAGAACGUUACAUGAGCUUGAUAGAGCGUCAUGAAUGGGAAUUUAAGAAUGAAAUGACGAAAUGGUCGUAUCAAACCACAUUAUCCUUGCAGGAAAUACGAUUACGCUCAAGUUAUAUGGCGGAAGAAAUCGCUUCUGACAUGAACUUGGAUCCCGAAAAAUUAAGGGAUUGGGGGAUUUAUUGGUAUCCUAUGGACACGAAGACCGUUAGAAACUUAACCGAAGAUGAUUGGGACAAUUGGAGGGUUGAGGUUGAGACUGAAUGUAAAAAUAUCAGAAGGAAAUCACAGAAAUGGUUCUAUAGAUUUUCUAGAGCUA
Messenger RNA from Funneliformis caledonium, 961 nucleotides. NCBI's taxonomy places the organism in Eukaryota, Fungi, Glomeromycota, Glomeromycetes, Glomerales, Glomeraceae. The record is from the annotation of a GenBank genome assembly.